Naumovozyma dairenensis CBS 421 is the source of this 1428-nucleotide messenger RNA. It is a transcript of the gene FUM1, whose product is annotated as fumarase FUM1. The coding region runs from base 1 to 1428 and encodes 475 amino acids. The transcript has a single exon. Gene Ontology annotation, molecular function: fumarate hydratase activity. NCBI's taxonomy places the organism in Eukaryota, Fungi, Ascomycota, Saccharomycetes, Saccharomycetales, Saccharomycetaceae. The record is from RefSeq and is a predicted model, not a curated record. Gene Ontology annotation, cellular component: mitochondrion; tricarboxylic acid cycle heteromeric enzyme complex. Gene Ontology annotation, biological process: malate metabolic process; fumarate metabolic process; tricarboxylic acid cycle.
AUGUCAACUAACUCCAAAACACCAUCAAAUGAAUCAUCAUUCAGAGUUGAAACUGAUUCGUUCGGUGAAAUUAAAGUCCCUUCAAACAAAUAUUGGGGUGCUCAAACACAAAGAUCUUUCCAAAAUUUUAAAAUCGGGGGAGAAAGAGAAAAAAUACCACUACCAAUAAUAAAGGCAUUCGGUAUCUUAAAGAAAUCUGCUGCCAUUGUCAAUCAAUCCCUAGGAACUUUAGAUCCUUCCAUUGCCACUCCAAUAAUUAAAGCAUCUGAUGAAGUUAUUCAGGGGAAAUUGAAUGACCAUUUCCCUCUUGUUGUGUUCCAAACUGGUUCAGGUACUCAAACAAAUAUGAACGCAAAUGAAGUAAUCUCAAAUAGAGCUAACGAAUUGAUCGGUGCAGAAUUAGGAUCUAAAAAGAUUCAUCCUAAUAAUCACGUCAACCAAUCACAAUCUUCUAAUGAUACUUUCCCCUCAGUAAUGCAUAUAGCUGCUGUCUUGGAAUUGAAUAAUAAUUUAAUACCUCAAUUAACAGAAUUGAAAAAUUCAUUAGAUAACAAGGCAAAAGAAUAUGCAAAUAUUGUCAAGAUUGGUAGAACUCAUUUACAAGAUGCAACUCCUUUGACUUUGGGUCAAGAAUUCUCAGGUUACGUACAACAGUUAACCAACGGUAUUGAAAGAAUUCAAGCUUCGUUGUAUCAUUUAAAAUUCUUGGCUCAAGGUGGUACCGCUGUUGGAACAGGUCUAAACACUAAAGUGGGGUUCGAUAAAAUGAUUGCUCAAGAAGUCUCCAAGGAAACAGGUAUUGAUUUUGAAACUGCUCCAAAUAAAUUCGAAGCCCUAGCGGCACAUGACGCUAUUGUAUUUGCCUCUUCAGCAAUUACUACUGUGGCAGGUUCUUUAUUUAAGAUUGCUCAAGAUAUUAGAUAUUUAGGGUCUGGUCCUCGUUGUGGAUAUGGUGAAUUACAAUUACCUGAAAACGAACCUGGUUCAUCAAUUAUGCCUGGUAAAGUUAAUCCAACUCAAAAUGAGGCAAUGACUCAAGUAGCUCUUCAAAUUAUGGGUAAUAAUCAAACUAUUGUGAUGGCUGGUUCACAAGGUCAAUUCGAAUUGAACGUUUAUAAACCUUUAAUGAUUGCUAAUUUGUUGAAUUCAAUUAGAUUGAUGAGUGACGCUUGUCAUUCAUUUAAAAUUCAUUGUGUGGACGGACUAAAGGCAAAUACAGAUAAAAUUAAUGAAAAUUUACAUAAAUCAUUAAUGUUAGUCACUGCAUUAAAUCCUAAGAUUGGUUAUGAUGCUGCUUCAAAAUUAGCUAAAAAUGCUCAUGCUAAAAAUAUUACUUUAAAGGAAUCUGCAUUAGAAUUAGGUUUAUUGACGGAAGAAGAAUUCGACCAAUGGGUCAUUCCAGAAAAUAUGAUUGGACCAAAACCAUAA